AUGGACAAAGGAAACAGUGACCCCAUAUCCAAGCCGGCAGAUGUGAACAUAUCCAAUAUUUCAGUCCAGGUGGUCAGCGCCCCAGGAAAGCUGCCGGGAAGAAGACCGCCCAGAAAGCCUCUCCACAAUGCCAAGUUCAAGAGGCAGCCGCCGAAGAAGAAAGCUCCCUUUUGGAACGUGCAAAACAAAAUCGUUCUCUUCACGGUGCUUUUGUUCAUCCUAGCGGUCACAGCCUGGACGCUGCUGUGGCUCUACAUCAGUAAGACAGAAAGCAAGGACGCCUUUUACUUUGUGGGGAUGUUCCGGGUCACCAACAUCGAGUUUCUCCCGGAACAUCGACAGAAGGAGUCCAGGGAAUUUCUCUCAGUGUCCCGGACUGUGCAGCAAGUGGUAAACUUUGUUUACACUACAUCCGCCAUCUCCAAAUUUUACAAGCAGUCUGUGGUUGCAGAUGUCAGUAGCAACAACAAGGGCGGCCUCCUGGUCCACUUUUGGAUCGUGUUUGUCAUGCCACAAGCCAAGGGCCACAUCUUCUGUGAGGACUGUGUGGCCGCCAUCCUGAAGGACUCCAUCCAGACCAGCGUCGUCAACAGGACCUCCGUGGGGAGCUUGCAGGGGCUGGCUGUGGACAUGGACUCUGUGGUGCUCAAUGCCGGGCUUCGGUCAGAUUACUCUUCAACCAUCGGAUCUGAGAAAGGCUGUUCUCGGGACUUGUAUGCUGAUCAUCCGUCGGUCCAGUACCCUCUGGAGAUUUCAGCAACCUCGGGGAGGCUGAUGUGCCAGUUUAAGCUGGUGGCCACCGUGGGCUACCUGAUUCGCCUCUCCAUUGAGUCCAUCCAGAUUGAAGCGGACAACUGUGUCACCGACUCUUUGACCCUUUACGACUCGCUCUUGCCAAUCCGGAGCACAACCUUGUACAGAAUCUGUGAACCCACCAGAGCGUUAAUGUCAUUUGUUUCCACGAACAAUCUCAUGUUGGUGAGCCUUCAAUCUCCUUAUAUACGGAGGUUAUCAGGAAUCCGCGCAUAUUUUGAGGUCAUUCCAGAACAAAAAUGUGGAAACACAGUGUUGGUCAAAGAAAUCAAUGGCUUUGAAGGGAAAAUCUCAAGUCCAUAUUAUCCGAGUUAUUAUCCUCCGAAAUGCAAGUGUACCUGGAAAUUUCAGACUCCACUAUCGACUCUUGGCAUAGCUCUGAAAUUCCAUAACUAUUCAAUAGCCAAGAAGAGUUUGAAAGGCUGUGACCAUGGAUGGUGGGAAAUUAAUGAACACAUGUACUGUGGCUCCUACAUGGAUCACCAAACCAUUUUCCGAGUGCCCAGCCCCGUUGUUCACAUCCAGCUCCAAUGCAGCUCAAGGCUCUCGGAGAAGCCACUGCUGGUGGAAUACGGCAGUUACAACAUCAGCCAACCUUGUCCCACCGGAUUUUUCAGGUGCUCCUCUGGCUUGUGUGUCCCUCAGACUCAGCGCUGUGAUGGGGUCAACGACUGCUUUGAUGAGAGCGAUGAACUCUUCUGUGUGGCUCCUAACCCGGCUUGCAACACCAGCUCCUUCAGGCAGCAAGGCCCGCUGGUCUGCGAUGGCUUCCGGGACUGUGCAGACGGCCGGGAUGAACUGAACUGCACGCAGAGCACUCCAUGCAGCAAUAGAACGUUCAGGUGUGGCGAUGAUAUGUGCUUUAGGAAGCAAAAUGCAAAAUGCGAUGGGACAGUGGAUUGUCCAGAUGGCAGUGAUGAAGAAGGCUGUAGCUGCAGCAGAGGCACCUCCACUCUCCACCGCAUCAUCGGGGGCACCGACACCCUGGAGGGGGGCUGGCCCUGGCAAGUCAGCCUCCACUUUGUGGGAAAUGCCUACUGUGGCGCCUCAGUCAUCUCCAGGGAGUGGCUUCUCUCUGCAGCUCACUGUUUCCAUGGAAACAGGCUGUCUGACCCCACACCAUGGACGGCUCACCUGGGGAUGUAUGUGCAGGGGAAUGCCAAGUUUGUCUCCCCCGUGCGGAGAAUCGUGGUCCACGAGUACUAUAACAGCCAGACCUUUGACUAUGACAUUGCUCUGCUACAGCUCAGCAUCGCCUGGCCCGAGACCCUGAAACAGCUCAUUCAGCCCAUAUGCAUCCCUCCCGCCGGCCAGAAAGUACGCACUGGGGAGAAGUGCUGGGUCACGGGCUGGGGGCGACUGCACGAAGCAGAUAGUCAAGGCUCUGCUGUUUUGCAGCAAGCAGAAGUAGAGCUUAUUGACCAAACUCUCUGUGUGUCCACCUAUGGGAUUAUUACCUCACGGAUGCUCUGUGCUGGCAUCAUGUCAGGCAAGAGGGAUGCUUGCAAAGGAGAUUCUGGUGGACCUCUAUCUUGCCGAAGAAAGAGCGAUGGAAGAUGGAUCUUGACUGGCAUUGUUAGCUGGGGGUAUGGCUGUGGAAGACCAAACUUUCCUGGUGUCUACACAAGGGUGUCAAACUUUGUUACUUGGAUUCAUAAAUACGUCCCUUCUCUUUUGUAA
Messenger RNA from Echinops telfairi (small Madagascar hedgehog), 2493 nucleotides. It is a transcript of the gene TMPRSS7, whose product is annotated as transmembrane serine protease 7. The record is from RefSeq and is a predicted model, not a curated record. The coding region runs from base 1 to 2493 and encodes 830 amino acids. NCBI's taxonomy places the organism in Eukaryota, Metazoa, Chordata, Mammalia, Afrosoricida, Tenrecidae. Gene Ontology annotation, molecular function: protein binding; serine-type endopeptidase activity. Gene Ontology annotation, biological process: proteolysis. The transcript has 18 exons. Gene Ontology annotation, cellular component: plasma membrane.